Molecule: messenger RNA, 1076 nt
Organism: Stegodyphus dumicola
Lineage: Eukaryota; Metazoa; Arthropoda; Arachnida; Araneae; Eresidae
Product: L-gulonolactone oxidase-like
Cellular component (GO): membrane
Molecular function (GO): D-arabinono-1,4-lactone oxidase activity; FAD binding
Source: RefSeq, a predicted model, not a curated record
AAAAUGUAGCUAAAAAUGCAAAAUCUUAAACCUGUGCGAAAAUUGAGAAGUUAUUUGAGCUUACCGUGGGUAUGUUGCUUUAAUGUAUGUAUUUACAUGAGGUUUAUUCGCUUUUGUAUUUUGUGAAAUAGUGGGCGAACUUACAUCUGAAAUAGAGGUUGUAAAUAUGAAUACUACAAAAGUAUAUAACGUGUUGAAAACUGGAAUUCAAAAUGUGCAUUUUAAAAAUUGGUCAGAGACAUUCCAAUGUAGGCCUGAAUUGUUUUUUAUUCCUAGCACAGAAGAAGAAAUUAAGCAGAUAUUGGAAUUUGCACGAGAGAAAAGGAAGAAGGUCCGUGUAGUGGGCUGUAGACAUUCUCCAUCUGAUAUUGCUUGCACAGAUGAUGUUAUGAUAAGUCUGAAGAAUUUCAAUAGAAUUCUGAAGGUUGAUAAAAAGAACCUACAAGUAAUGGUUGAAGCUGGGGCAGUUAUAAGUGACCUGAAUGAAAGCUUAUAUUCACAUAAUCUUGCUCUUCCUGUGUUAGGAUCAACAUCCAAUAUAUCCAUUGGUGGUGCCAUAAGUGUUGCCACACAUGGCAGUGGUAUCAGAUAUGGUACAUUAUCUACCUAUGUUACAGAGUUGGAUCUGAUGUUAUCUGAUGGUUCCGUGAAGAAAUUUUCAGCAGAUAGAGACAAGGAAUUAUUCCUUGCUGCUGUCUGCAGUCUUGGAUCAUUUGGUAUUAUACUAAGAGUUUCAUUACAGUGUGAAGCAGCGUUUAAUCUGCAACUCCGACAGUAUAGCUUAGGGCUGCAAGAUGUGAUUGAACAUCUCGAUGUGCAUAUUGAAGGUUCUGAUCACUUCAGAUUCAUGUGGUUUCCAUACACAGAGGGUGUAGUAGUUUGCCAUUCUCAAAGGACUGAAAAACCCAUUACAAAGGUGUCUUGGCUGCAGAAAUGUUAUGAUUGGUUUUGGAACUAUGGCAUUGGUUAUUAUUCUUUGGAAUUUUGUUAUUAUUUGAGCUACGAAAAACACAGAACACAAGAAGAUAUCCAAGAAGAACACCGAACACAAGAAGAUCCACCAUGUGCAGAUAGCG